Molecule: messenger RNA, 1864 nt
Organism: Cornus florida
Lineage: Eukaryota; Viridiplantae; Streptophyta; Magnoliopsida; Cornales; Cornaceae
Product: allantoate deiminase 1
Exons: 12
Coding region: 100-1551 (483 amino acids)
Molecular function (GO): hydrolase activity, acting on carbon-nitrogen (but not peptide) bonds, in linear amidines
Source: RefSeq, a predicted model, not a curated record
AAAAUAAAUAAAAGCUCACAACACUACACAGCACAGCACAAUUAGGAAGAACAACGAUCGAGGGAUAGAGCAAUUGCAUGCUUGUUCAAUUGCUGCUUGAUGAUGAUGAUGGGUCUGAUCAACAUUAAUCAUUCAUCCACAACUUUUCUCUCUCUCCUUUUUCUGCUAUCAACCGUCUACUCCGCUCAACUUUUUUCUGGUGGUGAAGAUAAAACUGGCAUCAAAAGUAAUCUGUUUCCAGAAAUCUUAAAGGAUGAGGCGGUGACACAACUUAAUGAGCUCGGAAAGGUAAGUGAUGCCGAUGGCUAUCUUGAGAGGACAUUCUUGAGCCCAGCUUCUGUCAGAGCAGGAAAUCUUAUUCGUAAAUGGAUGGAGGAUGCUGGUUUGAUAACAUGGGUGGACCAAAUUGGCAAUGUGCAUGGUCGAGCUAAAGGGAUGAAUGCAAGUGCCAAGGCUUUGUUAAUCGGUUCUCAUUUGGAUACUGUCAUUGAUGCUGGAAUGUUUGAUGGUGCGCUAGGUAUAGUUUCUGCAUUAUCUGCAUUGAAGGUUUUGAAUAUCACUGGAAGAUUAGGAAAACUACGGCGGCCAGUUGAGGUGAUUGCGUUUAGCGAUGAGGAGGGAGUUAGGUUUCAAUCUACCUUCUUAGGCAGUGCUUCUAUUGCUGGUACAUUGCCGAUUUCAGCGUUACAGAUACGUGAUAAGAGUGGUGUGACAAUGCAAGAUUUGUUAAAGGAGAUAACUGGAGAAACUACUGAGGAAAACUUUUUACAGCUCAAAUAUUAUCCAGAAUCUGUUUGGGGUUACGUCGAGGUUCAUAUUGAACAGGGUCCCAUACUGGAAUUGGCUGGCCUUCCUCUUGGUGUGGUGAAAGGCAUUGCUGGACAGACACGAUUAAAGGUAACUGUGAGAGGUUCACAAGGGCAUGCUGGAACAGUCCCCAUGACUAUGCGCCAGGAUUCUAUGGCUGCUGCUGCUGAGUUAAUUGUAUUGUUGGAAAGUCUUUGUAAACAUCCAGAAGAUUUUUUAUCUUAUGAUGGUCAGUGCAAAGCUUUUACUGCAGAAUCUCUUGCAGGAUCUCUUGUUUGUACUGUUGGAGAGAUAUCAAGUUGGCCAAGUGCAAGUAAUGUCAUUCCAGGCCAGGUAAUUUUCACCAUAGACAUGCGAGCAAUGGAUGACAUGGGACGGGAGGCUAUUAUUUAUGAAUAUUCUAAUCGGAUGCAUCAAAUAUGUGAUCGGCGUUCUGUUUCUUGUGUUAUUGAACGUAAGCAUGAAGCUAAUGCAGUGGUUUGUGAUACCGGACUGAGCUCGCAGCUGAGAUCUGCAGCUUCCACGGCACUGAAGAGAAUGGUAGGUGAGAAUCUAGUUGAUGUGCCUCUAUUGAUGAGUGGAGCUGGGCACGAUGCAAUGGCCAUGUCUCACCUGACUAAGGUUGGCAUGAUGUUUGUGCGUUGCCGGGGAGGCGUCAGUCAUUCCCCUGCAGAGCAUGUAUUAGAUGAUGAUGUUUGGGCUGCUGGUUUGGCAAUCCUGGCAUUUCUAGAAACCCAGACGUAAACAACACAACAGUAUAUAUGCGCUAGUAUAUCUCUCAAAUUUUAAAGUGGAGCAGUCAUUUUGUGCAGAUCCACUGGCUAAUUGUAUAGUUUUCUUAUAGACAAUGUUCGACAUUGUUUUUGUAUGACGUUGGUCUUAAUCUCAUCAAAUUAGGUGGGUUAAAAAUAAUUUUAUUUACAAACUUAAUUAGAGGUUUGAGAUGUAGAAACAGCACAAGGAUAUGUGUGGCUGCUUACACAUAAUUAUUCUAUUUGGUUGUACCAACUCUUCACGAAGCAGUUCGUAAUUGCAAGAAACUUUAAUUCGUUACAAA